This is a messenger RNA of Microthlaspi erraticum, 1452 nucleotides long. The record is from the annotation of a GenBank genome assembly. Lineage: Eukaryota; Viridiplantae; Streptophyta; Magnoliopsida; Brassicales; Brassicaceae.
AUGGGACCUUUCCCAUCUUCCUAUGGAAACCUAUACAUUUUUGUGGCUGUCGACUAUGUAUCUAAGUGGGUAGAGGCUUUGGCCAUUCCCACUAAUGAUGCAAAGGUCGUCCCGAAGAUGUUCAAGUGCAUGACUAGGAGGUCUAAUAAGGACAACCUAGUUGAACAUCCGGAGAUAGACAAGCUCGAGAAGUUACUUAGGAAGCAAAAAGCCCAAGAGAUGGCCGACGAAGCAGCUCGCGCGCACGCCGCCGAAGUAGCUCGAGCUAAUGAAGAAGGAAGAGAUCCACCUCCUCCUCCUAAUCCACAAGAUCCUGCUGGGGAUGUCAAUGUGCAACCUCAAGCCGACGUUCAAACAAUCGGAGACUAUGACUCUGCCGAUGCCUUCUUCACGGAUAGAAACCCUAUCCAUCCACCACUUCCUGCAAGGAAUGACUAUGAGAUCAAGCCUCAAAUCAUAGCAUUGAUCUGUAGCGCUACUAGAUCCAAUGGAGUCUCAGCUGACUACUUGAAGUGCAAGCUCUUUUCAUUCUCUCUUGGCGACAAAGCUUCAAGAUGGUUGAAGUCUCUGCCAGCUCACUCCAUUACCACUUGGGAUGAGUACAAGGCCGUCUUCAUUAACCACUUCUACACCAAGCAAAGAUCAGUUUCUGUAAGGAACAAGAUCUCUAACUUUCGCCAAGCCACUAAGGAGUAUAUUAGGGACUGCCCUAAUCAUGGUUUCAAGGAGGGAUACCUAUGGAAUAUCUUCUAUCGUGGCAUAGACCACAAGUACAAGCUUUCAUUGGAUACUGCAAGCAAUGGAAACUUCAUGACCAAGACAAUUGAUGACGCUAAGGUUCUUAUUGAGAAUCUUGCAGCUAGUGAUUGUAACAAUUGUCCUGAUUAUGAUCGCUCAAGCUGCACCACUACUAGCUCCCCUGACGUUUCUCAAAUGGCUGAACUCAAGAACAUGAUGGCUCAAGUUCUUAAGGGACAGCUCAAGCAUAUCAAUGCAAUAGAAGGGAUGAGUGAUGCAAAUGAAGACCCAUCAAGAGAAUGCAUGAGAGAUUUCUCUAAUGAAGCUAAUGAAGAAGAUGUGAACUACAUUGGAAACUAUGGGAACAAGGGAUACAAUCCAAGCUAUCGCCCAAACCCCAACAUGUCUUAUAGAAACCCCAAUGUGGAGAACCCUCAAGACCAAGUGUAUCCUCCAAGAUACCCACAGCAGCAAAGACCUCUUUACCAAUCUCAUGGAAGUCAAUUUCAGCCAAGGCAGGGAUAUGAGCAGCGAACAUCAUAUCCGCCCAAGGAGCCAUAUGCUUCUUCACCAAAUCAAGCUCUUCCAAACCAACAAGGAGGAAGGUUUGAAGGAAUCCUCCAACAGAUCAUGGAUGGCCAGAAAAGGAAUAGCAAAGAGAUGUAUGAGAAGAUGGACUAUCCAAGAAGUCCUUUUGCAACUCAGCCGCCAUAG